This is a messenger RNA of Heterostelium album PN500, 1050 nucleotides long. RefSeq lists its product as uncharacterized. The record is from RefSeq and is a predicted model, not a curated record. The transcript has a single exon. Lineage: Eukaryota; Evosea; Eumycetozoa; Acytosteliales; Acytosteliaceae. Bases 1 to 1050 code for a protein of 349 amino acids.
AUGGAUAAUAAUAGAAUUCUUAUUAAAAAUCAUGAUGAAGAGUAUAUGUCUUUGUCAAAUUCAUCAGUCGGUGUAAAAUAUAAACAUAGUUUUGUCAAGAUGAACGAAGGUUCUGUUAAGCAAACAGAGUUGAUGACCUCAUUCAGAUAUAAGACACAGAAACAUGAGAAGGUUAGACCUGAGCCAUCAUUGGAUACUCUAUUUCCUGGCCAAUCUCCAAUGUUUAGUUUAACAGCUCCUCUACCACAAUCGUCUAUCUCUCAAGCCCAACAAAUUAAAAUUAAAAAAGGUUCUUCUUCUUCGCCAAAGAAACAAGUUAAAGGAUCUUCAUCAUCAUCCUUCUCCUCCUCCAGCAACACUUCAAUUCCAACUCAGUCAUCGAUCAUCGCCCAUAAGUCACCUUCAAAGUCAUUUAAAAAUGUAAUCAAGUAUCUCAGUGUCAUGGAGCCUGUAAAAUCCAACAUUGUACAUCUGGAGCCAAGCAUGGAAAUGGUUACAAAUUCUAUUCCAUCUCAACUUUUAAUACCUGUACAACUAUCAUCAUCAUCUUCAUUCUCCAAUCAAACAAACCACCAGUUAAACUUUGUAAAUCAUCAACCAAUUACUCAGGUAUCAUAUGAUACAACACCAUCCACAGCAGAUAUCGAUGAAAUUAAUACUAAUAAUAAUGAAACAUAUUCACUAGAAUCACAAGAAUCAUACAGUGAUUCAGCAACAUCUCUUUUAAUUACACAUGUACAAUCAGAUACACAACAACAGAAAACAACAACUUCAAAUAUUGUAAAUAAUUGUAUUACUACUAAUCAAAAUGGUGAAUCACCAGAGGAUUAUUCAAUUCUUAAAGAGUUAUUAGAAUACACAUUCAACAAUCCAAUUCAAAAUUUUAAUAUCAACACUUUUGAUUCACUAACACCUUUAGAAUCUUCAUCUACAACCUCCUCCCUUCACCAAACUAAUCAAUGUUAUAAUACUACAGAGAAUUCCUAUACAUUUAACACUUAUCAAAUUAAUCAACUUCAAAACUAUGAUGAUGAUAAUAAUAAUAAUUAA